Molecule: messenger RNA, 2243 nt
Organism: Etheostoma cragini (Arkansas darter)
Lineage: Eukaryota; Metazoa; Chordata; Actinopteri; Perciformes; Percidae
Gene: anxa13l
Product: annexin A13, like
Exons: 11
Coding region: 175-1125 (316 amino acids)
Cellular component (GO): cytoplasm
Molecular function (GO): calcium ion binding; calcium-dependent phospholipid binding
Source: RefSeq, a predicted model, not a curated record
GUGACGUCAUCCCUGCAGCACCGGACAGUGGUGCUUCGUUCAGGAAACAACCGACCCGAUUUGACACGCAUCACAUCAACUACAGAGCAGCACAGCACAACGUCACAGCACAGCAUCACAGCACGCAGGUUGUAUUUUACUACUAUCUAAGUGGACACAGCGGUCUGGAAUAACAUGGGGAACGUCCAGCCCACCAUAGUCCCAUAUGAGGACUUUGAUGUCACAGCUGAUAUAAAGGCUAUCAGAAAAGCAUGUAAAGGUUUAGGCACAGAUGAAGAGGCCAUUAUUCAGAUCCUGGCAAACCGCUCUGCAGCUCAACGUGUAGAGAUCAAGAAGGCCUACUUUGAGAAGUAUGAUGAUGAGUUAGAGGAGGUCCUUAAAAAGGAGCUGACAGGUAGUUUUGAGAACGCAACCAUUGCCAUGUUGGAGCCUCCAAACGUUUACUUCGCCAAGGAGCUGAGGAAGGCCAUGAAGGGGGCGGGCACGGACGAAGCUGUGCUGGUAGAGAUCCUGUGCACAGCCACCAAUCAGGACAUCUUGAGCUACAAGCAGACUUAUGCCCAGGUGCAUGAGCGUGAAUUAGAGGCCGACAUUGAGGAUGACACCAGUGGAGAUGUGAGGAACCUGCUGAUGUCACUGCUGCAGGCAAGCAGGGACGAGGGCUAUGAAGUGGAUGAGGGUUUAGCCGAACAGGAUGCCACAUCUUUGUUUGAGGCAGGAGAAGGCAGAUUUGGCACUGAUGAGUCCACCUUCAACUUCAUCCUGACACACAGAAACUACCUGCAGCUUCAGGCCACCUUUAAGAUCUACGAGUCGCUUUCUGGAACAGACAUUUUGGACACCAUUGACUCUGAAGCAACAGGAACUCUCAAGGACUGUUACAUUACUCUGGUCAGGUGUGCAAAGAACCCGCAGCUGUAUUUCGCCCGACGCCUUAACGCCGCCAUGAAGGGAGUGGGCACUGAUGAAGACACGCUCAUUCGCAUCAUUGUAGGCCGCUCUGAGUUUGACCUGGAGACAGUGAAGGACAUGUACCUGGAGAAAUAUGAUGUUACCCUGAAAGACGCUCUGGAUUCAGAGUGUGGUGGAGACUUCAAACGCCUCCUCAUCGAGAUCCUGCACUAAAACAUCUCACCUUCUUCCUACUUAUUUAACCAACGUGACAGUAUCUGUACCCACUCAUCCUUCCUCCUUCCCACUAUUCUUUAUACACCUUUUUACCAGUUUUACUCAUUCACUUUGUGGAGGUCUCUCUGACAGUCAGUUAUCAUUGCAGCAUGGACCAAAAACCAAGUCAUUAUUAUAUAUUAGAUUGUUUUACACAUGGCAAACUUACAUUCAUAGUCUUUAAAUACACAGUUUUGCCAAGAACAUUACACUCUCAUACAAUGGAGGUGCAUUGGAUGUGUGUUGUCCCUUUGACAACAUUAUGACAGCAUUGUGGAACUUAUAUGGAACUUGUGCAGUUGAGCAUCAAUGUUAGUCCAUUCACAAUCAGCAGUCUUUUUGUAUUUCAGCUGUGGUUCACCAUUUCAAGCGUAACCCAAAGCUGUAAACAUUGCGAGGCUGCUGCUGCUCCUCAACAUAGACUAUUCAAUCUCUUGUCAUCAUACUCUUAUCAUCAUCCAUUCAUCAACAUCCAUCUAUUUGCCUCAAAGAUACCUUUCAUAAGAUGAUAGCGAUGUUAUUUCACUUUUGCUGCAACACUUAAGUGCCGAAUUAUCACAUUUAAUAUUUGAUAACAGAAUACACUAGAGGAUUAAUUAUACAUAAAAAUAUGAUUACCCUGAUACCAAAAUCCUAAACUCGAGGAUGCGGUAUUUGGUUUUUGUAGUCAUAUCUCUAAAUGUUAUGUGGAAUUUGUAACUCAUGACGGUUUGUAGUCUUAUUUUUAGUAACAGCUAACAUGCUGCCAUUGACACACUUUGUUAGACAGUCUCAUUAAAAUUUACUACAUUUAUUUAAAUUUAAUAGUUAGAGUACUACAAAAUAAGUGUGUGAAACUUUGAGAUGUUUUUGCAUUUAAAAUCAUUCGAUGAUGAUAAUAGUAUUAAAAAAGACAAAUGUUUGCUCUGCUGUAGUACAGUCACUGAUAAUGGACACUCCGUCUGCAUCUCUGUAUGGAAUUAUAUCUAACUAUAUAUAUACUAACUUUAUUUAAACCCAAUAAUAAAGUAAUGUUUAUGACCAAGAUAUACAGUUGUAUUGUCAUAUAGCAAAAUAAUAAACUAAAUUAUAUGAAA